This is a messenger RNA of Eimeria acervulina, 650 nucleotides long. RefSeq lists its product as hypothetical. NCBI's taxonomy places the organism in Eukaryota, Apicomplexa, Conoidasida, Eucoccidiorida, Eimeriidae. The record is from RefSeq and is a predicted model, not a curated record. The annotation marks the transcript as partial. The transcript is spliced from 3 exons.
CAGCAGCAACAGCAGCAGCAACAGCAACAGCAGCUCUCGAAGCAGCAACAUCACCAGCAGCGGCACAAACACACGCCGUAGCAGCAGCAGCAAAAGCAACACAACCAUCCGCAGCAACAGCAGCAGCAGAAGCACCAGCAGCAUCAUCAGCAGAAGCAGCACCAGAAGCAGCAUCAGCAGCAAAGCAGCAACGGCAGCAGCACCAGCAGCAACCGCAGCAGAAGUCACAGCAGCAACAUCAGCAGCAAAGCAGCACCAGCAGCAGCAUCAGCAGCAAAGCAACAACAACAACAGCAGCAGCAGCACUUGCAGCAGCACUUGCAGCAGCACUUGCAGCAGCACUUGCAGCACUUAAAUACUUGAGGGUUUUCUUGAAUGGUCUCUUCAACAAGUACAACUGGAGGCGGUUGUUGAGGGCACGUGUGGGUGCGAAGCAGCAGCAGCAGCAGCAACAGCACCAGAACCACCACCAGCAGUAUCUGCAGCAGGUGCAGCAGCAGCAGCAGCAGCAGCAGGAGAAGCAGGAGGAGGAGUCUGAGGAGGUGCUGCUGCAGCAUGAAGAGGGGCUUGCAAAAACAUUCGAGAAUUGGGGUAUUGUUCUGCGUCUCUUUCUGGGUAGAGCUCUCCGUGCACAAGCCAGGCUUCAAUAA